Messenger RNA from Raphanus sativus (radish), 1827 nucleotides. RefSeq lists its product as uncharacterized. The transcript has 8 exons. The record is from RefSeq and is a predicted model, not a curated record. The coding region runs from base 298 to 1719 and encodes 473 amino acids. Lineage: Eukaryota; Viridiplantae; Streptophyta; Magnoliopsida; Brassicales; Brassicaceae.
UAAAACUAAACAAAAAAAAAAGAGAAAAAAAGAAAACAAGUGUGAGUCUUUUAUUGGGCAUUAGGCAAAGAAAGCGUUUUCAUGCGUCAGGUAAAUUACUACAAAUUACAAAAACGAACGAGAAAGUUGUGUGUGGUGAGAGAGGCAAACUAUUUCUUCUAGAAGCAAAGAAUCUGAUUUCAAUGUGGAACAAAGAUCAGAUUUUGAUUACUGGGUAUUGAAAAAGUCUGCGUUUUUGAGGUUCCUCUGCUUCUGGGUAUUUAUAAAAGAGAGGAAAGAUUUGAUUUUUUUUUGAGGAUGAUUCAAUGGUUUGUUGUAACUGCUCUCCAGCUAGCAGAGCUGUCAGUGAGCUCCGUCGUUCACAUGAUGUACGGUCUUUACAUAUUCAGCUCCGCCGUCGCCGGAGAUCUCACACAGACGCUGACCGAGUCAAUCUUCAAGGCUAAAACCGCCGUCGAAGUCAAACGGAUUGACCAAGGGAAGACGACGACGACGCAAGUCAAUGAUCUGCCUCCUAUUGUUUUAGUCCAUGGCAUUUUCGGAUUUGGGAAAGGAAGAUUAGGUGGGUUGUCAUAUUUUGCUGGAGCUGAGAAGAAGGACGAGAGAGUGUUGGUGCCUGAUUUGGGGUCUUUGACGAGUGUUCACGAUAGGGCAAGAGAGUUGUUUUAUUACUUGAAAGGUGGAAGAGUUGAUUAUGGUGAAGAACAUAGUAAAGCUUGUGGGCAUUCUCAGUUUGGUCGUUUCUAUGAGAAAGGGGAGUAUCAAGAAUGGGAUGAAGAUCAUCCUAUUCACUUUGUUGGUCACUCUGCUGGUGCUCAAGUUGUUCGUGUGUUGCAGCAAAUGCUCGCUGACAAGAUGUUUAGUGGUUACGAGAACACAAACGAGAACUGGGUUUUGAGUUUAACAUCCUUAUCAGGAGCAUUAAACGGGACUACUCGAACCUACCUUGAUGGAAUAUCGCCAGAGGACGGGAAGUCCCUCAAACUCAUCUCUCUCCUUCAGAUUUGUAAGCUUGGAGUCAUAAUGUACGACUGGAUCGACAUCCCUUGGCUUAAAUCCUAUUACAACUUCGGGUUCGACCAUUUCAACAUGUCCUGGAAGAAGACAGGUUUACGCGGUCUCGUCGAUUGCCUCCUUGGCAACGCAGGUCCCUUUGCCUCAUAUGGUGACUGGAUCCUGCCUGACCUCUCUAUCCAAGGGUCGGUGAAGCUCAAUGCUAAUCUCAAGACUUUCCCAAACACGUUCUACUUCAGCUACGCGACCAAGCGUACUAGAAAGCCUCUUGGGAUGAUGACCGUUCCUUCGGGUGUGAUGGGGAUCCAUCCUCUGCUUUUCAUCCGUGUGUUGCAGAUGAGUCAGUGGCGGUUCCCUCGUGACUUACCUCUGCCUUAUAAGGGUUACAGAGAUGAAGAUUGGCAGGACAAUGAUGGAGCGUUGAAUACUAUAUCCAUGACUCACCCUAGAAUACCUGUUGAACAUUCUAAUCUCAUUGUUCAUAGUGACUCAGAUUGUCUUCCUCUCCAACCAGGCAUUUGGUACUACAAGAUCGUGGAGGCGGAUCAUAUUCUAUUCAUAGUGAACCGAGAGAGAGCAGGCGUGGAGUUUGAUUUGAUCUACGACAGUAUCUUUGAACGGUGCAGGAAACAUGUGUUCAGGAAGAGCCCUCAGACAUUGCCGAAUGAAGCUCAACAGCAGCUAGGAGGAGACCAAGAAGAUUAGAGGGGGCCAGCCAACACAUGUGUAUAGCUUUUGCUUCAUCAUCAUGAUUCAUGAUUACUUUUACCAAAGAAAUAGAUUUCAUUGUUAGUUAUGUUUUGUUUCUAAGCA